This is a messenger RNA of Plectropomus leopardus (leopard coralgrouper), 2363 nucleotides long. RefSeq names its product 5-hydroxytryptamine (serotonin) receptor 2A, genome duplicate a (gene htr2aa). The record is from RefSeq and is a predicted model, not a curated record. Gene Ontology annotation, molecular function: neurotransmitter receptor activity; G protein-coupled serotonin receptor activity. Lineage: Eukaryota; Metazoa; Chordata; Actinopteri; Perciformes; Serranidae. Gene Ontology annotation, biological process: G protein-coupled receptor signaling pathway, coupled to cyclic nucleotide second messenger; release of sequestered calcium ion into cytosol; response to xenobiotic stimulus. Gene Ontology annotation, cellular component: plasma membrane; dendrite.
AAUGGAUUCUAUAAUCAGAAGAUGAGAAGAGUUUCUCAAAAAAAACUGAAAACAUGUGAGGCAAAAUCUCUCCAACAUCUGUAACAUUUUGCUCAUCGGGAACGUGUGUGUCAGUUUUACGGGACUGUGGGCCGAGGCUGCACGGUCACCAUAUUAACCAGGAGAUUUCAUUUUCAUCCAUUCAGCAUUGUUCUUUGAAAAUGAACAGCUGCUCUUUUUGUUGUGCUGAAUUCAGCAGUCUGCUAUUUUGGUUUCCCCGUGCGGAGACGAUCUGUUGAUGCUCAGACAGAGAGUUUCCUCUGAGAUGACGGCGUGAAUAGCAGAUAUUGAAGCACGAUUAAGUGAUAAAUGGUGUUAUGUUUGUGGCUUUCACCUGGGGAGAGGAAACGGAGCGCGAGUGCAUGAUGACAAGACUUUCCUCUUUCUUCCUCUACUCUGACCCAUUUUCCAGGCGGCAGCCCUGAGGCACUUCUGUCUCCGGCUGUGACGCCGUCACCGAGUCGACACCAUGAACCUGCGUGGUGGCAACGUGUCAGAGUUGAUGUCGAACACAGUGAGAGCAGCCACCGCUCUGGAGUCCAACACCUGGUCCCCACGUGGACUCGAGGAAGGCACCCUGCGAUUCAAUAACUUGACAGGGUGUCACGGGAAUGACGCGCAGUUAGGGAACUGGUCGUACCGAAACGUCGGAGGAGUUUACGGCGACGAGGCUGGUAGGAUUCACGGCUCUCAGUGUCCCCAAAAGGAGAUGGCAGUGGAGAAGAACUGGGCGGCGCUGCUGAUCUUAAUCGUCAUUGCCGUCACGGUCAUGGGCAACAUCCUCGUGAUCCUGGCAGUCUCUCUGGAGAAGAAGCUGCAGAACGCCACAAACUAUUUCUUGAUGUCCCUGGCGGUGGCUGACAUGCUCCUGGGCAUCCUGGUCAUGCCGGUCUCCAUGGUGACCAUUCUGUACGAUUACGGGUGGCCGCUGCCCUCUGACCUCUGUCCCAUCUGGAUCUACCUGGAUGUCCUGUUCUCCACGGCGUCCAUCAUGCACCUCUGCGCCAUCUCUCUGGAUCGAUACAUCGGCAUACGCCACCCGAUCCACCACAGCCGCUUUAACUCCCACACCAAGGCCCGCAUCAAGAUCAUGGCGGUGUGGACCAUCUCAGUGGGGAUCUCCAUGCCCAUCCCCGUGCUGGGACUGCGAGACCACUCCAAGGUCUUCAAAGAUGGCAGCUGCCUGCUGACAGAUAACAACUUUGUGCUGGUCGGCUCCUUCGUGGCCUUCUUCGUGCCCCUCACCAUCAUGGUCGUCACGUACUUCCUGACCAUCAACGCCCUGCAGAACGAAGCCACGCUCUGCUUGGACCAGCUGGUCCCGCGGCCCAAAUGGAGCACGACGUUCACGCUGAGCUUCUUGCCGCAGACCUCGCUGUCCUCCGAGAAACUCUUCAGACGCUCGAUCAGUCGCGAGGCCGGCGGCAGAGGGAGCAGCGGCGGACUUGGAGGCGCCCGCGGGAGCGUCUCCGGCUCGCUGUUUGGGCGCCGCACCAUGCAGUCAAUCAGCAACGAGCAGAAGGCGUCCAAGGUCCUCGGGGUGGUGUUUUUUCUCUUUGUGGUCAUGUGGUGUCCGUUUUUCAUCACCAACGUGCUGGUGGUGGCGUGCGACCCGGCGGUGUGCGACGCAGGACUCAUGGGAGGCCUGCUGAACGUUUUCGUGUGGGUCGGAUACUUGUCCUCCGCGGUCAACCCGCUGGUCUACACGCUGUUUAACAAAACAUACCGAGCGGCGUUCCUGCGCUACGUCCGCUGCCGGUACCAGCCGGAGAAGAAGCCUCUCCAGCUCAUACUGGUCAACACCAUCCCGCCGCUGGCGUACAGCUCCACCCAGCUGCCCCUCGGCGACAUCGGGAAGUUACGAAACGGCGUGGUGCAUUCUAGCAACGAGAUGAAGGACUUCUCUUUACCCGGACAGGAAACAGAGAAGUGUAGGCCGGAUAAAAGUUGCGGAGAGAAAGACGAGAGUUGUGUGUGAACGCCAUCCCGUGAAACUCACAGAUCAGAUCAAACCUUUAACUUCUGUGGUCGCAUCAAACGUGGGAGAGAGGUUUAAAGUCAAAGUGCCAAAGACAAAGUGCCUCCCGGUCAGGAUUAAAAAAAAAACUCAUGAGUUCACGAACAUGUCAAAAUAAAAAGUCUGAACCUUCAGAUUUCAGUGCUUCUGAUCCCUCAGCGACAGAAUCUGGAGCUGAAUUACAACAAACACCUUUUAAUAAUAAUGUGAUCAGUGCUUGUUUCAUGGAUUUAAAGAAAAGUGUGUCAGAUUCAGAGGGAUUUAGCUGUGAGGAUGGCCAACGUGUUCUCAUCCCAAGUGGUCACAU